Molecule: messenger RNA, 5103 nt
Organism: Lepus europaeus (European hare)
Lineage: Eukaryota; Metazoa; Chordata; Mammalia; Lagomorpha; Leporidae
Gene: YPEL2
Product: yippee like 2
Exons: 5
Coding region: 264-623 (119 amino acids)
Source: RefSeq, a predicted model, not a curated record
GCUCUGCAAAAGCAGCAGGGCUGGAGCCAUGGGUCUCAUUUGUUCGGCAUCUGGACUGCAGUACAGGGUGCCGAGUCCCAGCCCUAGACCUCUGCUGGAGGGUCCUUGCUCUGAAGACAUUGCCAGUGUGUGGAGCCUGCCCCACACCCACCCCCUGCCAAACCACGGCCUUUACCUGUGUCUUCCGGUGUUUCCCGUGCGACCCGUCCUGUGGGAGUGCCUCGUGGGCUGCCCCAGAGUUCACCCCACACUCGGCAGCGCCAAUGGUGAAGAUGACAAGAUCCAAGACUUUCCAGGCGUAUCUGCCCUCCUGCCACCGGACCUACAGCUGCAUUCACUGCAGGGCUCACCUGGCCAAUCACGAUGAACUCAUUUCCAAGUCGUUCCAGGGAAGUCAAGGACGAGCAUACCUUUUUAAUUCAGUAGUUAAUGUGGGCUGCGGGCCUGCAGAAGAGCGCGUGCUGCUAACGGGACUGCAUGCGGUCGCAGACAUUUACUGUGAAAACUGCAAAACCACUCUGGGCUGGAAAUACGAACAUGCUUUUGAAAGCAGCCAGAAAUAUAAAGAAGGCAAAUACAUCAUUGAACUGGCGCACAUGAUCAAGGACAAUGGCUGGGACUGAUCAGACGGCAUCCACCCAGCCCAGUGUCCACGUGAACGCCAUCCAACCGAACAUUCUACCCAAGCGUGAGAGAGUGACUGAACACUUGGUUCCAUCCAUUUAGGGGCCUUGCCACCUGGGGCAUCCUCCCACCCUGACACCAUCUUUCCGGUGGCUGGCCUCUAAAUCGCUGUCUCUGUCUCUUUGCUUCGUAUCUGUUUGUGAGUUGAUCCUGGCUUCUCUCUGUUCUAGUGUUGGCUGAAAACAAGACAACGAAAGGAACAGAUCCCUGACCAUGGGGCGGCAGCCCACCCUGACAAGGGCGCCGGUGCCCAUACAGGAGCUGCCUAAGGGCCUGUUGUCUGGAGUACAGAGGCUCGGGGAGUGAGGAAGAGGGACAAGGGGGAACCCUGAGGGUCCUGAGGGUGGUGGGUGGAGGGCGGAGUUAGGACUACAAUUACACUGCUCCCAGAGACCUGGUAAUGGGCUUGAAAUGAUCGAUUUGUCUAAAAGGACAAAGAGAAAAAAACAUACCUCAUGACUGCGUUCUCUCUGAUCAGAGGUUUCUGUUCCUGACACCAAAGGUGCCAGGUUAGCAAAAGAGCACAAGCAGUGGCCCUGAUAAUUCUGGCUGCCAGGGCAAGCGCUGAAUUCGGGAUGCCCUGAAAGCAGUGAGUGACCUGGGUGAAGCUCGUGUGGGUGGUGACACUCCGAAGCCUCUCUCAGCCCCGAGUCACUCUCCUCACAGCCUCAGCCACUGUAGGUGAGAGAAGAGGGGGAGGCCAUUUGCAGUGGGCAUGAGAUCCAGCUAUCCCGAAGACUCUGGCCAGGAGCCAGGUAAAAUGAGGAAUCGGGGAGAGCAGGGAACAAAGAGAGUCUGCAGUUGGGAGCUCCUGGAGAAAUAGCUCAGAUAUUGAGCCAGAAAAAUAAAAAUAGAAGCAGUUGUUAGCAAUUCUAUCAGUCUGACCUUGUUUCUGACCCUUAGUAAGUGUAAUGUGGCAAGCGAGGGGGCUGGGCAGGGACAGAAAGGAGGAGUGGUUGAGAUCCGAGCCAGUGCAGGUUAGGUGGUGCCCCUUUCCUCUUUACAUAUGCAGUGAUGUCAGUGGAAUCAGCAAUUCUUUGGUCAUAAAGUUUCUGGUGUUUUCCCCAGUUCCGUCACUGUGGACUGUGAAGGGCAAAGCCUCAAGGCCUUGGUUUAGUGGUGACCUGGCUGGUGGAUUCCUCACUUGCCCCUCGUUCUUGGACCUGAAUGUUGCCUGUUGGUGUGGUCCAGCCUUGGGGGAGGGGUAUAGAUGCCAGUGUCCACUUCCCUGCCUCCCCUACCUCCCACCCAGUCUUUAUUAUAUUAGGGAAGUGGAGAAGAGAUCCUGGAAAGACUGCUGUUACACUUAACCAACACUGUGAAGUCUGUUUGGACAGCAGUUCAGCCAGUGCAGGGCACAUGGCCAAAACACAGUUAACUGAGCGAGUUCCCUUCCGUAGACUGAAAAUCUUACUGUCAGGAGACACUUGCGUUAGGUAAUUCUCAGCAUCUCCGUCUCCACGUAGGCUGAUCCUGUAGAAAGGGCCCCUUGUAAGUCUGAUAAAAGAAUGAAUGCAUGGAAGGAAGAAUCUCUGAAAUUGGUUAACCAAAAUCAAAACAGCGAACCCAGUACAUUUUCAGUAUUGCAUCUGCAACAGAGCCCGAUUUCCAGAGGGAGGGAGGGAGGGAGUCUGUGGUGGAGAUGCGUUUCUGUGUCUCCACAUGCUGACUAUAGAAUAGGAAAGCUGAGCUAGGCACGGACAGGAAGCAGGGCAGCACCAUGGUUAGCAGUGCACCCCCUCUGUUCAGCAAAGGGUUCUUAGGGAUUGAAUUUUGUUCUCCAAACCUUCUUUUCCAGAAUUUUCCAGUGCUUUUAGUAGCCCUGGGUGAUGAAAUUGUUCCCCCCCACUUUACUGCAUGGCAGACUGAGUUUCGGAAGUGUUAUUUUAUUUCUGUUCCCAGCAAAACACUUCCUUUAGGAACAAAUCCUUUAGGAACUUAGGCCCAAGUUCCCAAUGAAAAAACAUUUUCAACUUUCACAUUCCUAAGUAGGCUUGCCAGCCGGAAACCAUGGAUGUCCCCUCUCUGUCCCUCCUGGAGGAAGUGGCCACCGUUUAUGCAUUUUGAAUAAAGCCUUCCUCAGGGAAUGCCCUUGCUAAAAAUGAGAUGUGUGGAUACGGAGAAUCUGCAUGUGGGCUGCCCCAGAAUUUUCAGGGGGCAGAGAAGGAGGCCACUGUGCUACUGGUCUUCCUUAGAGAUGGGGCCUUUGACUGUUGCAUGGAUCAGAGCAGGCUCCAGUCCAGACCCGGGUUCUAGUUUUUUCCAAUUACUAUCCAUUAGGCACCCAGUGGGUGCCACACACUGUUGUGAGAGGUUUGAGUGUUGGUUUUUCCAGAACUGGGGGGAGGGAGGGUAGGAGGAGUUCAUGAGGCUUCCCUUUGUGUCAGUGAAACCAAAAGUGCUUCUUAUAACUUUAACUGCGUUUAUGGCUUGUCUAUCUAACACUGUUGGUAUUGGAGAGGCCACAGCUGAGUGGUGGAGAGCCAUCCACGCAUGGCCUCAGUCAGUUCUUCUUUAAUUUCCUCACCAAAUUAUCAACUCAGAGCAUAACCAAAGACCUCAUCCAUUCACCCCAGGUAGGUCCAGGGAAUUGGAGUUGGCUGACAGAGCUCGAGGUGUGGGGAGUAGGGAAGGGGAAAGGGAGAAGCGAGAAAGGGAAAGGCUUGAAGUUCUAAACCUCAGCCAGCAGCUGCCUUCAUUGCAAACUGCAGUGCAGCCAGCAGACCCUGUGGCUCCGUCUCCCCCGUGCCAUCCUAGGUCGUAGGGCCUUGGCCACCCUGGAGUAUACCCAGACCUCCCCGGCAGAGCAGUCUCAGGCCGCUGAUGGGUUUGAUUUGAUCUGGAUCAAACACAGCCAGACCUGAAGCCCACGGUCAACAGCUGGCCCUGAGUGAGCGCUGCCCCAGCUCCAGCGACAGGAAGGCCGUGUAAGUCGCCUAACUCUUUCCUGUUGGAUCAGUGUGUGUGAAAGAGGUGUCCCCUUUAGAAAAAGAUCUUCAAGUGGAGAUAUAUACAUACAUAUAUAUAUAUAUAUAUAUAUAUAUAUAUAUAAAAGUUGCUUGUGAAUUAUACUUUUGUAAAUAAUAUUUAAUUUUUUAAAUAAUAUAUUUGGUGCUGUUUUCUCAGAUCCCCUGAGAGCACUUUUUAUUUUCAUUUUUAAAUUCUAUGAUUUCCUCUGCAUUUCUUGAAGUAUAUUUUAAGGGACGCAGUGAUCACCAAUAUACUUUAAAACAACUUGCAACAACGCUCAUCACUUUAAUCUGGACCGAGGCUUUACGGAAGUGCACUCUGCAUGUUUUCGCCAUAGAACAGACUCUGCAGUAUGCAACCAGACUGGGAAUCGAAAUGUUUUCUCGCUCCAAUAUUGGCUAGAAAAGAAAACAAGUAAAAUCAAUUAAAUUUAGUAGUAAUAACGUAGAGUGAUUCCUCUUCUUGGAAGAAUUUCCAAUAAAUUGGAAUCUUAUUUUUUAAUUUGUGUGUGUGUGUGUGUGUACGUGCGCAAAAGCACUUUGGAUUGUGCCUCCUGUUUCGUUUUUAUUGGGGACACUAUACAGUUUACACCUCGGGCGCAGAAGGCUUCUCCUCGCUUUCUCUCCCUUGUUCUUGUUUCUGAGUGGACCAACGGCACGGACCUGGGGGAUCUGUUCUCCUGAGCGUGGAACUCCUGCCAGUUUGCUCCUUUGUAACGUGUGCACUCGACUUUCAGACAGGAAAGGAAAUCUGGUUGUGAAGGUGAAGCAGAGUCAGAUCUGUCAAAUGCACGCUUCUUCCUGUGAUGGGCGUGUGUCAAUCACUAUCCCAGGACUGCGGUUGUUGUAGGAGCCACAUCAUGUCUAAAAGAACAUCAAUAAAACCAUAUCCAUACCUUGUAGGUAAACAGUGUUUAUUUUAUUUUUUUUCUUUCUCUGGCGGGGUGGGGCAGUUGGUUUGUUCUCUUCGGGUCAGAUUGCCUCAGGUUCAGGCAGAGAGAGUCUGGGAAGUCAAAUCUGGAACACAAUCCACGUACAUGCUUUUAAGGAAUCUGCUUCCAAAGAGAAAGCACGCGCAUCAUCUGCCAGAGAGAGGAAGGAGAUGUUUGUUUUUUUAAAAUGAAAACACAGCCAGGACACGGCGGCAGUCAAAGCUAGAGCCACGAAGAGACCAGCGACUCCCUCGGCACCGCCACGUCCUCUGCCCGCACGUCCGUGCAGCGCCCGCAGAGACCGGCCCUCGGCGCAGACUCUGCCUCUGGAUGCCUGUGUUUACAAACUCUGUGUUGGCCGUGGGUUCUCUUUGUUUAUGUCUUCUUUGGUGGCAUUUUCCUGGUCACUUUGCUUCAGUAACAAAGGUGAUUGUUUCCAAAUAACCUGUCCUCACCUUUGCCCGUAUUUGUACAUAGAGAUCCAGUAUUAAAGUGCAUUGUUCCUGUCCUACUUCCAA